Molecule: messenger RNA, 1582 nt
Organism: Polistes canadensis
Lineage: Eukaryota; Metazoa; Arthropoda; Insecta; Hymenoptera; Vespidae
Gene: Uvop
Product: opsin, ultraviolet-sensitive
Exons: 5
Coding region: 247-1368 (373 amino acids)
Biological process (GO): visual perception; G protein-coupled receptor signaling pathway
Cellular component (GO): membrane
Molecular function (GO): G protein-coupled receptor activity
Source: RefSeq, a predicted model, not a curated record
UUAUAAAGAAGGAAGAAAAUAAAGAUUGAUACUGCAGUUGUAACAAUUGAUUGAUUUGACUUUGAGGCUUGGUCUUGCUGACCAAUGGCAACCAAAGGGAUGAUCCCUGGCUGAUCCUCUAAUGAAGCCACAUCAUUCUGCCGAUUAAAGGUUUCAUGGAUUUAAUCAAGACGGAUAUGGUAUAAAAGAGCGCUUCUUGAAUAAUUUCAAAACAAGGUGAGGGACUGGCAGACGGCGACCACCAACAUGUUCAACGACAGUAUUCAUUGGGAGGCGAGAGUUCUACCAGCAGGUCCACCACGUCUGCUGGGAUGGAACGUCCCUGCCGAAGAAUUAGUCCAUGUACCGGAACAUUGGCUGGUCUUUCCUGAGCCUAAUCCCUCCCUUCAUUAUAUGCUUGCCCUGUUAUACAUAUUAUUUACAUUCAUUGCCUUGCUUGGAAAUGGUCUCGUCAUAUGGAUAUUUUGCGCUGCCAAAUCUUUGAGGACUCCCUCGAACAUGUUCGUGGUGAAUCUUGCGAUUUGCGACUUUGCCAUGAUGAUGAAGACGCCAAUUUUUAUUUACAAUUCGUUUUACACUGGUUUCGCUUUGGGUAAUUUGGCGUGUCAGAUAUUUGCCACGAUCGGUUCGUUGUCCGGCAUUGGUGCGGCGGUAACCAACGCCGCUAUAGCAUAUGACAGAUACAGUACCAUAGCUAGACCAUUGGAUGGAAAAUUAUCUCGCGGUCAAGUGAUUCUCUUCAUCGGAUUGAUUUGGGUUUAUGUGUUACCAUGGGUUUUAAUGCCUGCCAUGGGUGUUUGGGGUCGUUACGUACCCGAAGGAUUUCUUACGAGUUGUACCUUUGAUUAUUUAACCGAUACAGGAGAAACAAGAUAUUUCGUCUUAACUUUAUUCGUAUUCUCCUAUUGCAUACCAAUGUCACUUAUUAUAUAUUAUUACAGUCAAAUUGUUAGUCAUGUUGUUAAUCAUGAAAAGGCACUCAGAGAACAAGCUAAGAAGAUGAACGUUGAAAGCUUGAGAAGUAACGCCAAUCAGAAUGCUCAAUCUGCUGAAAUUCGUAUAGCAAAAGCUGCCAUUACAAUCUGUUUCCUAUUCGUUGCCGCAUGGACACCAUAUGCGGUGCUCGCCAUGAUCGGUGCGUUUGGAAACAAAGCGUUACUUACUCCUGGCGUUACUAUGAUACCUGCAUGCUUUUGCAAAAGCGUUGCUUGUAUCGAUCCAUACGUUUAUGCAAUCAGUCAUCCUAAGUACAGGCUCGAGUUGCAAAAACGAUUACCAUGGUUAGAGCUUCAAGAAAAACCGAUCGUAUCCGACAGUACGAGUACCACAACCGAAACUGUUAAUACACCACCACCAGCUUCGAGUUAAUCUACUUCUACGUUUUACACAAUAAUAUAUAACGGAUCGAUAAUAAUAAUACUUUAAAAAAAAACAAGUAAAAAAAGAAAAAGAAAAAAGAUUGCGCUCGAUAUAUUCUGACAUUGUACGAUUGAUUCUGAUCUUCACACUGUAACUACAAAAUACGUGAUUAUAUUCUUGUAUAGCAAAUAACAUUCCAAUAAAGUAAAUCCCUGGCAUAUAA